Molecule: messenger RNA, 1988 nt
Organism: Ctenopharyngodon idella (grass carp)
Lineage: Eukaryota; Metazoa; Chordata; Actinopteri; Cypriniformes; Xenocyprididae
Product: zinc finger protein OZF-like
Exons: 3
Coding region: 80-1279 (399 amino acids)
Cellular component (GO): nucleus
Source: RefSeq, a predicted model, not a curated record
GGUGUGAUGUUAUAAGGCUGCGCCGCACUCCUGCAUCUGUUGUGAUUCGGCUGAAGAAAGGACAAACACAGAGAAAAAGAUGGAGUUUAUUAAAGAGGAGAUUGAAGACAUAAAGAUGGUGUUUAUUAAAGAGGAGAGUGAAGACAUAAAGGUUGAAGAAACAUUCAUGAAACAAGAAGAUACUGAGGAACAAACAGACCUGAUGGCACUGAAAGAGGAGAGUAAAGUACUGAAUGAAAUGGAAGAGAAAUAUCAAAAUAACAAUCAUCAUGAUUUCUUUCCUGGAGAAAAAUCGUGUAGUUGCUCACAGAGUGAAAACACUUCAUCGCAAAAAAUGGCUCAAAAGACAGGGACUAGAAGUCAUUUCAGCUGCAAACAGUGUGGAAACAGAUUCAAUCAAAACACAAGCUUUAACAGGCAAACAGAAAUUCACACUGAGAAGCCUUACACGUGCCCUCAAUGUGGAAAGAUUUUUUAUCAUAAAGGACACUUUGAAGACCACAUGGUAGUUCACACUGGAGAGAAGCCUUUCACCUGCCAACAGUGUGGAAAACGUUUCACCCGAACAAAAAGUCUUAAAUACCAUAUGAGGAUUCACACUGGAGAGAGCCCUUUCACCUGCCAACAGUGUGGGAAAAGUUUCACCCAAAAAGGACACCUUCAUCACCACAUGAGAAUUCACACUGGAGAGAAGCCUUUCACCUGCCAACAGUGUGGAAAAAGGUUCACCCGAAAAGAAAAUGUUAAAUACCACAUGAGAAUUCACACUGGAGAGAGCCUUUUCACCUGCCAACAGUGUGGAAAAAGUUUCACCCAAAAAGGAAGUCUUAAUAACCACAUGAGAAUUCACGCUGGAAAGAUCCUUUUCACCUGCCAAAAGUGUGGAAAUGGUUUCUAUAGAGAAGAAACCCUUAAAGUCCACAUGAGAAUUCAUACUGGAGAAAAGCCUUUCACCUGCCAACAGUGUGGAAAGUGUUUCAACCAAAAAGGAAGCCUUAACAGGCACGUGAGAGUUCACACUGGAGAGAUCGUUUUCACCUGCCAACAGUGUGGAAAGAGUUUCAACCAAAAAGGAAGCCUUAAAAUUCACAUGAGAAUUCACACUGGAGAGAUCCUUUUCACCUGCCAAAAGUGUGGAAAUGGUUUUUAUAGAGAAGAAACCCUUAAAGUCCAUAUGAGAAUUCAUACUGGAGAGAAGCCUUUCACCUGCCAACAGUGUGGAAAGAGUUUCAACCAAAAAGGAAGCUUUAACAGGCACAUGAGAAUUCACACUGGAUAGAAGCUGUUUUUAUGUGGUCAGUGUGGAAAGAGUUUCAAAUGAGGAUGAGGGUUCACGUAUGAACAGUUUUAUGUAUUCAGUGUGGAAUGAGUUUUACAGACAGGAAACACCUGUAAUAACUGUAUUAGAUGUUGUUUGUUAAAACGGAUCUGUAUUUAGCAUGAUUCUCAAUGCUUGUCGCCUUAAUGACAAAGGAAACUCGUUGAGUGUGGAAUCUGUCUAAAAUUGAUGCCAGACAUCAAAUCCUUAACAGCUGAAAAGCAGCAUGACCCUCUCAUUAGUUAGUGUCAGGAAGCCUGUUGAGCAGAGUGUUGGACUGUUCUUUACUAAGUUUACAAAGUUACAUAUUUUGAUGUCAUAUGUAAAUAGUAUGCAGUGUUAUGGAUUUGCAGUAUAUUUGUAAAAAGAUUGGUUCACAUCAGGGGUUCCCAAACACAUUCCUGGAGCCUCCCCAACACUGCAUGCUUUCCAUGUCUCCUUAAUCAGACACACCUGAUUCAGAUCAUCAGCUCAUUAGUCAAAACUCCAAGACCUGAAAUGGGUGUGUCAGACAAAGGAGACAUGGAAAACAUGCAGUGUUAUGGAGGCUCCAGGAAUGUGUUUGGGAACCCCUGGUUUACAUAAUCUUAACGUCACCAGAAUAUGAUUUAGUGUACAUAAUUCACUUGACAACUGGAAAUAAAUUGAUUACAAACUGGUAUUAUACAUA